Molecule: messenger RNA, 2586 nt
Organism: Lathyrus oleraceus (garden pea)
Lineage: Eukaryota; Viridiplantae; Streptophyta; Magnoliopsida; Fabales; Fabaceae
Product: CDPK-related kinase 5
Exons: 11
Coding region: 469-2250 (593 amino acids)
Biological process (GO): protein phosphorylation
Molecular function (GO): ATP binding; protein kinase activity
Source: RefSeq, a predicted model, not a curated record
AAUUUUCACUUCCAUUAUAUAGUUGCAUUUCUCAUUGUACGGCAUUCUAGUCAAAAAGGGAACAAUAUGUAGCCAAAUUUGUGGCAACAAUACAAUUACAAUAAUCCCUCUUUUUCAUUUUCACACCAAAUCUCACUAUUCUCUUCACCAUCUUCAUCAUCAUCUUAAUCAUAUCAUCAUAACCCUUUUCUCUCCACUCCCCAAAUUCAAUGAACACCUAAAAAUCAAUACUCACGUGCAUGUCACGUGUGUGAGAUUUUCAAUCUUUUUCAUCUUCAUCUUCUUCUAGUAUUCUUCACCUAAAUAAAUCCACUUCUACCUAUCUCAAUUUUUUUUCUUACCCACUUCAAAACUCUCUGCAAAGUUCGAAUCUUUAGCUGAAAAUAGCAACACCCAGAACAACCGUUACUCCAAUGCGACGAAAAAUGACUCAGUAGUUUCAGUUUCAGCUUCUGUGAUCGUUCAACAAUGGGGGGUUGCACCUCGAAGCCGCAGAAACCCAACCCAUAUGCCGUUAGAGAAACGGAAGCUGACCCAACGCAAAUCCCGAAAACCCCGCUAAGUCCCGUCGCCGAUAGUCAUGGCCGGAAAGAUAAAGAUGACGUCAUCGCCGGGAAAAAGUCUCCGUUUUUUCCGUUUUACAGUCCGAGCCCGGCUCGUUUUUUGAAGAAGUCUCCUUCGACUCCGAGCCGGAGUACGAGCUCGACGCCGAGGAGGUUUUUCCGGAGACCUUUUCCUCCGCCUUCCCCGGCGAAGCAUAUAAGGGCUGUGUUGGCUCGGAGACAAGGGAAGAAGGAAACUGCGGCGAUACCGGAAGAUUCGGAGGAGGCUGCAGGGGAUUUGGACAAGAGAUUUGGAUUCUCGAAGGAUUUUACUAGUAAGUUGGAGGUUGGAGAAGAAGUUGGUAGAGGGCAUUUUGGGUAUACUUGUUCUGCUAAGUUCAAGAAGGGUGAGCAUAAGGGUCAACAAGUAGCUGUAAAAGUCAUUCCUAAAGCAAAGAUGACAACAGCAAUUGCAAUUGAAGAUGUAAGAAGGGAGGUGAAAAUAUUGCGAGCUUUAAACGGGCACAGCAAUUUGGUACAAUUCUAUGAUUCAUUUGAAGACCAAGAAAAUGUCUACAUUGUCAUGGAGUUAUGUGAAGGGGGAGAGCUAUUAGAUAUGAUACUAUCAAGAGGAGGGAAAUACUCAGAAGAUGAUGCGAAGGCUGUCAUGGUACAAAUACUAAAUGUUGUUGCAUUUUGUCAUCUUCAGGGUGUGGUGCAUCGAGAUCUUAAGCCCGAGAAUUUUUUGUACACUUCAAAAGACGAAAGUUCCGAGUUAAAAGCUAUAGACUUUGGAUUAUCAGAUUUUGUCAGACCAGAUGAGAGGCUUAAUGACAUUGUUGGAAGUGCUUAUUAUGUGGCUCCUGAAGUUCUUCAUAGAUCUUACAGCACAGAAGCUGAUGUGUGGAGUAUAGGUGUGAUAGCAUAUAUUCUAUUAUGCGGUAGUCGUCCAUUUUGGGCUAGAACAGAAUCGGGUAUUUUUAGGGCCGUUUUGAAAGCUGAUCCAGGCUUUGAAGAAGUUCCUUGGCCAUCCUUAUCUUCAGAAGCAAAAGAUUUUGUCAAACGCCUACUGAAUAAGGACCCACGGAAACGAAUAUCUGCUGCUCAGGCACUGAGUCAUCCUUGGAUUCGUAAUUACAAUGAUGUAAAAGUUCCACUUGAUAUUUUAAUAUUCAAGCUCAUGAAGACUUAUAUGAGAUCAUCAUCUUUGCGCAAAGCUGCCUUAAGGGCCUUGUCAAAGACAUUAACUGCUGAUGAACUCUAUUAUCUAAGGGAACAGUUUGCACUGUUGGAACCAAGCAAAAAUGGCAGCAUAUCCUUGGAGAACAUUAACAAGGCCUUGAAGAAAUAUGCAACAGAUGCCAUGAAAGAGUCUCGUAUCACUGAUUUUCUUUCCUCGCUGACUUCAUUACAAUAUAGAAGAAUGGAUUUUGAAGAAUUUUCUGCUGCUGCGUUAAGUGUGCAUCAACUCGAAGCUCUUGAUCGUUGGGAACAACAUGCCCGCUGUGCGUAUGAACUUUUUGAGAAAGACGGAAACCGGGCUAUUGUCAUUGAAGAACUUGCUUCAGAACUUGGCCUUGGUCCAUCUAUCCCUGUUCAUGUUGUUCUUCAUGACUGGAUACGUCACACCGAUGGGAAGUUAAGCUUUCUCGGGUUUGUCAAAUUAUUGCAUGGUGUAUCUAGCAGAAGCAUUGCAAAGGUCCAGUAAUGAUGUAAAGCAAAGGCUUGUGGUUCAAUCAUAUAUGAAUUUGUGUCUAUUGUGCUGAGCAAUUGAUGAUUGUUUCCUUGGCAUCUGAAGCUAAUUGCAAGCAUAGGCCAUUUAAGUAUAGUUUGAUAAUGAAGUGCAAAAUGAUUCUUUUGAAGGUGAUCAAAUUGUAAAAUAGUCUACAGAACUGUGGCUUAAGAAUUAAGAUAUGAAUUGUAGGUUUAGAAUUAGCUUUGCCUUGAUGGGUGGUAAUAAUUUAGUGUCACUUGUCUUAAUGAAUGCUUUUGUAUACAUUUUACAUUUGCAACUCUUAUAAUUUCUAAUCUUGUUUUUGUUGUA